CAGAGAAGCGACUUUUCAUAAAGAAGAACCUGCCACGGUUCUUAAAGAAGUAGGCGUAUGUCUAGGACAAUUAUUCAUUUGUUGUGGGUCCAUCCACUUUUUUGCACUCUUGUCAAUGCACUUUUUAAGGCACUUUUUUGUUGUAGGCUACAGAGUGUUGCAUUCUUUGAGCAGUCAGUUAUAGGCCUAACAUAGGCUAUUCAAGGGGGCUCAAAGAUGACCACAUAAAAAUAUUUUUAUUUUACUAUUUAAAGUUAUAUUGUGCCUUGUUGGUAGCCUGUGCCUGCUGGAAUGAAAAAAAAAUGUUCAGUGUUAAAUAAAUAUUUUGAAAUUGUAGUUUUUGUAAUUGAUUUUUUUCUUUGAAAAGCAAGACAAAAUAGUAAAAAGCAAAUUUUGACUAUUUAAUUUAUGCAAUGGUGAAAAAAAUGGCAAAAUAAAUGGAAAAAAUGCAAAAAAAUGUGUUCAGUAGUCGGCCUUCGGCCAAAUUUUUCAUUAUAUUCGGUUUCAGCUUCGGCCAAGAAUUUUCAUUUCGUUGCAUCCCUAGUUUGCAGUAAUCGGUCCUGGUUGAAUCUAGUCCAGCUGAACUCCAUUAUGAAUGCAGUUUCAUAGAUUUAGGGAAUUAGUAACUACGGGGGCAAAUAGAUUUUCACACAGGACCAGUUGGUAAAGUUUUUGCUUUAUUAAAUAACACUAUCAUUUAAAACUAUAUUUUGUGUUUACUCAGGUUCCCUUUGUUUUAGCUUAGAUUUUGUAUUAAUUUCUGAAACAAUUUAGUAUGAGAUUUACACAAAAACAGAAGAAAUCAGGAUGGGGCAAAAUUUUUCAUAGCACCAUUUUUCAAAUAGAGAUGGCGAUAGAGAGGCAAAAGUCCAGUACUGCAGCUUUAAUGAAAACCUCACUUACUCAGUUAUUCAUUACCUGUCCAUCAAAACAAUAUUAUAAAUAUAAAAACAGAAAUUAAUAUGUGGUUGUAGAACCCCAGUGUGUGAGGGUGUGGAAGAAGACUCAAGUGACAGGCAGAAUCUUAACUAAGCUCCGGGCUCAUGUUUAUUCAGACCGUGCUUUUCAGUGCACUUUCAAAAACUCAACCGAAAACAAACACUCUCUGCUUUCGCUCUGUUAGGUUCAAGUUCACAUGUCUUGGUGUGUGUAUGUCUCGCAAGUACUGCCAAGCGGACUCACGCUCUGUUUCUCUCGCUCUUGGUCACGGGUUAUGGGAGGCACUGAAAGCACAAACAGACAUGAAUAAGUAGACUGGUGGUAAUAUGACACAGGUGAAAAUCAUUACGCAUUACCUGCCGGAUCGGCCCACCUCCUCUCCAUCUACAGCUGAUGAUUGACCAUGCACCCACCUCUACAUACCCCCACCACCCAACACUGGCCUGCAGCUGACUCCACCCCCAGGCAGGAGAGGUAAUCCAAUCAUCCGUCCUUCAUGUGAUGGAGCCAUUGGAGCAGGGCGUGAUAGGAACAGAAGGUGAAAGGGUGCCCCAGCAGUACUGGAGGGUUAGGACCACCCACUUGAUGGCCAUACACUCCUCCUUGAUGGUGCUGUACUUUGUCUCCCUCAUCGAGAGCUUCUGGGUAAAAUACAGCACGGGGAGCUCCUCUCUCUUUCCACCACCUGGGACAAAACGGCCCCCAGCUCUUUGUCCAGUGUGUCAGUCUACAGAACCAAUGGGGAGAGAAAAGAAUUCAACAGCGGGCCCCCCCACAAAACCGCUUUUACCUGGCAGAAAGCCCGCUCGCAUGGCUCCGUCCACUGGACCAUCAUCUAAGUAAAGAGCGGCAUAUGCAUUGUGCAUCUCAUAGUUGACUUCUCCAACUCGCUAUGUGACCUCAAAGGGUCCUUGUCACUUUGCGAGUAAUUUCAAGCUCGAUGUCCAGAACGUACUGAAGCAGCUGUGUACAGCAUAGUUAGUACCGCCGGUACGGUAUGAGGUUCAAGUCAGGGGAUUGGGAUGACCAUGGCAGGAGCUUGAUUUUGUGAACCUGUCCAGAAGACACAGCCACUCAGUGAUCCAAUGAACAACCGUAAGGAAGAUAUGGAAAUCGCAUCACACUACCGGCAGCUCCUGCGCGAGCUUAAUGAGCAGCGGCAGCAUGGCAUCUUGUGUGAUGCGUGUGUGGUUGUGGAAGGUAAGAUCUUCAAGGCACACAAGAAUGUACUGCUAGGCAGCAGCCGCUACUUCAAGACACUCUACUGCCAAGUGAAGAAGGGAACAGAGCAACAGGCUACCAUCACACAUCUGGACAUUGUGACAGCACAGGGAUUCAAAACCAUUCUGGACUUCAUGUACUCUGCACACCUGGCACUCACCAGUAAGAAUGUUAUCGAGGUGAUGUCUGCUGCCAGCUACCUGCAGAUGACAGAGAUAGUACAGGCAUGUCAUGGCUUUAUCAGGGCUGCGCUAGACAUUAGCAUUCGUUCUGAGCUGGCUGACAUGGAGCUGGCCAAUAUAGAGAUUAGUGGCAUGGUUGGCACAGGAACGGGUACUGCUGGAGGAGCCUCUGAAGCACUGGUUUCCAUGAUUUCAGCUCGCAGCUCCUCGCCAUGGCUGGUACGUCGUACCAGUCCUGCCAACUCAUCAGGGGACUCAGCAAUUGCCAGCUGCCAUGAAAGUGGCAGCACCUACAGCAAGGAGGAACAUGAGACAAAGAGCCAUGAGGACCCAUGGCCGAAUGACUAUCGCUCACUUCAAGUCAAAGAGGAGCAGGGAUCACCAUCCACUGCUCAGGACAGGACCAGCCAAGAGGCACAGGGGACACCCAUAGAGCAGAGCAAUGGAGGUGAAGGUGGCUGGCAAGCACCUGGUUCAAGACGUAGGAAGAACCGAAAAAAUAAGGACACAGUCAGGCACAUCACGCAACAGAAUGAGGGCAGUAGUCAUGGAGGUUCUCCGAUGCCUUCCAUGAUUUCCACAGCCAGCUGGAGCUACAACAGUCAGGCCGACAUUCCAGGAGCAGAUGAGGCUGAGCCUAGUUCAGAUACCCGAGACCAGCGGAUGGACUUUUUCAUGAAGCAGGAGGAAGCACUAGCUGGUGAACCAGGCUUCCAUGGCUCCUCAUUGGCCAGUGACAGGGAAGAAGUGGUUGGAGAAAGUCAGGAGCAAGGUGGUUCUGUGGCCAACUUGCGUGCGGCGCUAAUGAGCAAGAACAGCCUGCUGUCUCUUGGAACAGAGAUGUUUAGUGAAGAAAAUACCCUGCUGUUUGACUACUUGCCCAAAGGAGGACAUUCUCUCUCCCGCUCUCACUGCUCCAGUGGUGGCCAUAGCAAAUGCAGGGCUUCUUCAUCUUCUUCUCCACCCACUCUCACUCCUCUUCUUCCUCUGCGGCCCCCAGGGGCUUUCAGCCUGCCUCUGACCUGGGGCUCCUCAGAAAAUCAAGAUGUGGAGCAGGACACAGAGCCCUCACCCUCUGAGGAAGAAAUGCAAGAGGAAGAAGAUAGUCCAAGUAACACUGCAGGCAGUAGUCAGGCUCCUGUAGAGGUGGAUCAGAUGGCAAAGCAGCAGCAUGGUGUGUGUGUGGCACAAGAGCUGGCCUGCUCCCUGUGCAAGCAACUGUUUAGCAGCCUGUUCCAGCUGAGGCAGCAUGAGUACCGCCACACAUUCUCAUUAAUGCAGCUCUCUGUGGACUGCUUUGAGCCACGGCACCCCCCCAGUGCCCGCUACCGGUGCUCCCGCUGCCCAGCUAGCUUUACACUCAAAUCCAAUGCCUACCGCCAUGAGAAGACAAUUCACUUCAAGUGCAAGCUCCUACAGUGUACCUACUGCCUCAAGCACUUUCGUGACCGCACCGAUCUCAAUCGUCACCUCGCGUCUGUUCACUCAGGAGAGCGAGGCUAUGCAUGUCCAUUCUGCUGCCGUGCCUUUGCAACACAGAAGAACCUGGUCACUCAUGUCAGGCUCUGCUUACAGGUGGAUGCCUCUCCUGCCAAGCCACUUUCCAGCCCCCAUAACAGAGACUGACCCUGUCCUUUUUCAUUUGCCACCUAAAUGAUCAUUUUAGCCUGUAGGUUAUAAUGAAGACAGCAAAGCAUCAUCAUCUACUCAGGGGUCCGUUUUGGCAAGAGCAGUGAGAUUUGUACAAGCUCUGUCCAAAAUACAUACCAGACAUGUACAAAAGAAAGAUUUUUGUACAAAUGUUAAUUUGUGAAUUAAAGUCUAUAUUUCAUAUUAUCAAGUAUUUUUAUAUGAUUACUGUACAUGCACAUGCACCAAUUGUAUAAGGACGACUUACUAUACAAAGACAAAGAUAAGUACCUUAUUUUGUUGCCAUGUAUAUGGGUUUGGGGAAUUUAUACUGUGAAAUGACAGUAUUUGUACUGUAGUAAUGAGUACAAGUGCUCUCAUUGUUUGGCUUUGUUCUCAAACUAUCAUCCUGUUCACUUUGCCUGUCUUAAGUAAGUAAAACAAGUUUCUGCCUCAGUAGUUCUACCUCAUAGGGUCCAUCUAAGGGAUUCUCACAGACGUGUGCAAAAUAUAUGAUCUUUAAUUGUCUUAAAAUCUAUGGAUCUUAACCCUUAAAAUAAACUGUAUUCAUGUGAGAAUUUUGUUUGUUUUGUUUUUGUAGUUAUUAGUUUUGUAGUUACUUGAUAUUAGUUAAUAUAUAUUGCUUUCUUAGGUUAUGGUCUUAGGAUAUUGCUUUAAUAUAUUGCUUUAAUGGGUUACGAUGGCUGGUGAUAUAUUUGUAGUCACUACCAACCAAGGUUAUUAUCAUUAAUGAAAACUACCACGAAAACAAAACUAUUAGUGAAAAAAACAUUUUUGUUAGGGAUUAGGAGGCUUAAGGGUAGACUUUAAAUCUGCAGGUCAGAAAUGCCGCCCCAAACCCCCCCGUGUCCAUCUGUAUCUGUCUGUAUAACCUCUGCAAUUGGCUGAGCUUGACCCCCACUGUGACUCACCCUUGGCCUCUGAGAUAAAGAGGAUGUUGUAUCAAAUAAUUAGUUUUGAGGACCAUGGAUACGCUAGUAAACCCUGCAAUCCUUGCUGAGCUUACUGUAGGGUUUAUGUAAGAGUCUUAAGUAGAGGACUUUUAGGAGGAAUGGUUGGUCAGUAAUGAUACACUGAAUAAUGUCCAUGUUUUUGCUUGUUCAUGGUUGUCUUUCAGAAACAAGGACUGCUGUGGAACAAAUAUGUUGCCCAAUCUUUGCAUUGAAGUUUAUGUUAAACUACUUACCACAUGCAUUUUUUAACUGUAAUGUAUGUAAUGUAAACCAUUCAAUUCAAUAAAAUUUUUAUUUGUAUAGCGCUUUUAACAACAGACAUUGUCACAAAAAGCAGUUUUACAAAAUUAAAUACAUUCAGGAUAUAAAUUUUAAAUGUAUGAAUUUAUCAGCAAGCCAGAGGUGACAGUGGCAAGGAAAAACUAUCUAAGACAAUAGCCAAGUUUCCAUCCACUUUUUGCGCAUUUCUGUUAGACAAAGUGAAAGUGUGUAAAAAAAAAAAAGUUUGCAAUAUUUGCUGUCUCCGGCCUGUUUCCACCAAAUCGGUAUUUUAGCAAUAAAAUGGUGUGCGUAAUGACGUCUUCCUUUUAAAAAAAAACAAAUUGUUGCAUAAGUUUUGGUGUAUUGAAAAAGAAAUCUGCCCUUGAGCCAUUUCCAUAGCCUACAUAAUUUUGUGUAUAUUGCAAAUUGUGUACCUUUUGUGUCCCGCAUGUCCUCAAAUCUUUGUAAAAAGGAGAAAGUAUUGAGAUAAUUGACCAGCUUACUUUCAUUUUAAUUCCACAAAUAUUUGCAGUUGUACGAAAUAUCAGAAGACAGCGUCAGAAUGGAGCAGCUGCUUGUCUGAUAGGGCUCCAAAACUAUGAGGCCUAUGGGCAUAGCCAGGGUGGCUCAUCAGGAAAAUCGGGAGAAUUACCAGUGGGCCACUCAUGAAUUGGGCUCAUAAAAUAAGCAUUUGUUACAUUAUUGCGUGACUAAUAACUGAAGUAACAAAUUACACUACAUUUGUGUUUAAAGCACUUACAUAUGCAUUAAAAAGUGCAGUUUUCUCAUGUCACUUGGCUCAGCACACAUGCUAGCUCUCUCUCUCUCUCUCUCUCUCUCUCUCUCUCUCUCACACACACACACACACACACACACACACACACACACACACGAGUGCAUACUUAGGUCGGUACCAUGGAGAGAGCUGCACCCAUCGCAAGUUGCCACUGACCACCGGUUCCGACCCGAAAGCAGAUUGACAUCGCCCUGCUCAAGCUGGCAUCCUGCCUAUGUAGUACAGUGUAGUGGGGGAAA
Molecule: messenger RNA, 6241 nt
Organism: Ictalurus furcatus (blue catfish)
Lineage: Eukaryota; Metazoa; Chordata; Actinopteri; Siluriformes; Ictaluridae
Gene: zbtb46
Product: zinc finger and BTB domain containing 46
Exons: 7
Coding region: 2025-3968 (647 amino acids)
Biological process (GO): regulation of transcription by RNA polymerase II
Molecular function (GO): RNA polymerase II cis-regulatory region sequence-specific DNA binding; DNA-binding transcription factor activity, RNA polymerase II-specific; protein binding
Source: RefSeq, a predicted model, not a curated record